Messenger RNA from Sapajus apella (tufted capuchin), 1311 nucleotides. RefSeq names its product peptidyl-prolyl cis-trans isomerase D-like. NCBI's taxonomy places the organism in Eukaryota, Metazoa, Chordata, Mammalia, Primates, Cebidae. Gene Ontology annotation, biological process: protein folding; protein peptidyl-prolyl isomerization. Gene Ontology annotation, molecular function: peptidyl-prolyl cis-trans isomerase activity; protein binding. The record is from RefSeq and is a predicted model, not a curated record.
CUGCAAACGCGUCUGCAAGUCGAGAUGUCGCACCUGUCCCCCCAAGCCAAGCCCUCCAACCCCAGUAACCCUCGAGUCUUCUUUGACGUGGACGUCGGAGGGGAGCGAGUGGGUCGAAUUGUCUUAGAAUUGUUUGCAGAUAUUGUACCCAAAACUGCGGAAAAUUUUCGUGCAGUGUGUACAGGAGAAAAAGGCAUUGGACCUGUCACGACUGGAAAACCUCUCCAUUUCAAAGGAUGCCCUUUUCAUCGAAUUAUUAAGAAAUUUAUGAUCCAGGGUGGAGACUUCUCAAAUCAGAAUGGGGCAGGUGGAGAAAGUAUUAAUGGUGAAAAAUUUGAAGAUGAAAAUUUCCAUUAUAAGCUUGAUCGGGAGGGUUUACUGAGUAUGGCAAAUGCAGGCCGCAACACAAAUGGCUCUCAGUUUUUUAUCACAACAGUUCCAACUCCUCAUUUGGAUGGGAAACAUGUGGUGUUUGGCCAAGUAAUUAAAGGAAUAGGAGUGGCAAGGAUAUUGGAAAACGUAGAAGUGAAAGGUGAAAAACCUGCCAAAUUUUGCAUUAUUGCAGAAUGUGGAGAAUUGAAGGAAGGAGAUGAUUGGGGAAUAUUCCCAAAAGAUGGCUCUGGCGACAGUCAUCCAGAUUUCCCUGAGGAUUCAGAUAUAGAUUUAGAAGAUGUAGAUAAAAUUUUAUUAAUAACGGAAGACUUAAAAAACAUUGGAAAUACUUUUUUCAAAUCCCAGAACUGGGAGAUGGUCAUUAAAAAAUAUGCAAAAGUUUUAAGAUAUGUUGACAGUUCAAAGGCUGUUAUCGAGACAGCAGAUAGAGCCAAGCUGCAACCUAUAGCUUUAAGCUGUGUACUGAAUAUUGGUGCUUGUAAACUGACGAUGUCAAAUUGGCAGGAAGCAAUUGACAGUUUGGAGGCUCUUGAAAUAGACCCAUCAAAUACCAAGGCAUUGUACCGAAGAGCUCAAGGAUGGCAAGGAUUAAAAGAAUAUGAUCAAGCAUUGACUGAUCUUAAAAAAGCUCAGGAGAUAGCACCAGAAGAUAAAGCUAUCCAGGCAGAAUUGCUGAAAGUCAAACAAAUGAUAAAGACACAGAAACAUAAAGAGGCAGUAUAUGCAAAAAUGUUUGCUUAGUAAGGAUUCAAUUUUGCUUAUUGUGUGAUUGUAUAAAUGCAAUAAGAAAAUUUAAAGGUUUUGUCUAUUAAUAUGAUCCCUAAUAUGUUUCUUUUUACACCUCAGUUCCUCAUUGUUUACAGUUUAGGAGUACUGAUAGGGGUUCAUGCUUAAUAAACAUGUUACAAUACAGUAAAA